Molecule: messenger RNA, 531 nt
Organism: Parnassius apollo (apollo)
Lineage: Eukaryota; Metazoa; Arthropoda; Insecta; Lepidoptera; Papilionidae
Source: the annotation of a GenBank genome assembly
AUGGAGCCACAAAUAACUGGCGGUGGUGUUGGUGAGUAUAUACCCCCAGACGAAAUACUGGAUCGUGUUACCAGCUUAUUGGGGAAUACAGCUAGUGGAUUAGUUGUUCCUUAUGGGGGAGAUAAGGAACCCGAGCACUUUGUAGUGAUUAGUGAUGGUGGUGGUAUUGUGCCAAAUGGAAAUGGUGUAGAGGAAUUAGGUGGUUAUGCUAGGGUCAAUCUGGAAAUCCUAGAGUUUCAGGAUACACUAGUGCCAGAUCCGCAAAAGGAAAUGGUUGUGACCCCUACUUCUCCACAUUCAGCAAUGGCUCAGGUUAACACCUGUGCUGUUGCUAAACAAAUUAAAGUUUCGGAUACACUACGGAGAGUAACAUUCAAUGUUCCUAAAACAUGUAAUGGUUAUUUUGAUGUUGAUAGAAUUUUAAUUUAUAAGGUAAAAGGAAAUUGCAGGGUGAUGGGUCCAAAUCUGCUAGAGACCGUGCCAUUGCAGAAUAUUAUACAUUUAAAAAACUGUGCCUGGAGUCAAAAUUAG